Messenger RNA from Peniophora sp. CBMAI 1063, 1563 nucleotides. The record is from the annotation of a GenBank genome assembly. Lineage: Eukaryota; Fungi; Basidiomycota; Agaricomycetes; Russulales; Peniophoraceae.
AUGCUUUCCAUCUUACCUCUGGGAUCGCCAUCAGCUCUACGUCCUGCGAAGGCGUUACAUGUCAGGAAAGACAUCCUAAACUCCUACUACGAGGAGGGAUUCAACUACUCGAAGUCGUUGAAUGGUCAUAAAUCCUGCGUCAACGCUCUAGCUUUCACUAGUGGAGAUGGCCGUCAUAUGGCCAGUGCUGGAGAUGACCGUACCGUACGGCUUUGGGAUCUUCAUCGCGACGAGAUCGCGGUCACAUCCACGUUUUCGGGGCCACGAGGCAACGUCUUUUCACUUGCGUUCUCGGCAUCAAACAAGUACCUCUACUCCGGAGGAGUGGACUGUAAAGUCUUCCGGUACACAUUGGGAGCAAACGAUGGCGCCGCAGAUACUGUCUGGGGGUAUCAUGACGAGGAUGUUCGCGCGGUCACCGCGCAUCCAUAUAAUGACGACGUCCUCCUCAGCUGUGGCGAAGAUGGCAAAGUUAUAUUGUAUGACUCUCGCUCGGAUUUCACUCGCGCGCAAGCGACCCUUCAGCUCAUGUCGGAAGUGACAUGCGUACAGUACAACCCUCAGAUGGACCACGUCUUUGUAACCAGCGACGCGGCGGGUAAGGUCUGCUUGCGCGAUGCGCGCAUGGCCUUCGGGCCAUUAACUUCACGCUCUCAAAGUGGAGCUGUUCAUACGUAUGCGACAACCCUGCAAAAGCCUUCAGGGGCGUAUACCAAGCCCACUGUCAGCAGCGUCGUGUUCGAUGCAGAUGGCUCGAAGCUAUGCGUUACGUCACAGCACUUCUAUCCUACAAUAUACAGCGUUGGAGACACGGCUCCGCUAGCCAUCUGCACAGGUAGGCUAUUUCCGGAUGGGAACCCUCCUCCAGGUGGCGAGCGCACCUAUAGUAACAAUGCCACUAUCAAGCAUGGUUCCUUCGGUGGCCCGGACGGUGCAUACUAUGCUGCUGGCUCUGACGAUUUCCGAGGCUACGUAUGGGGGAUACCUCCAAUACGAGAGUUGCAAGAACAGCGCCAAACUAUUGAUCAAGCAGAAUGGCGUACCAGGGAAAUCAGUCAGGUAGCAGAUUCGGCUUUCUCUGAUACAAAGAGCGACCGCCAAGCACGUUACAUCCCCGUGCAACUGGACCGGCCUGAGUUUCAUCUUCGUGGACAUCAGUCAAUCGUAAACUCUGCUCUUGUUCACCCUCAUCUCCCGCUCAUCGCCACGGCCGGCAUCGAAUCGCACAUCAUGCUUCACUCGCCCACGGCCGGCGUACCAUUCAGUCAAGAGCCACUGGGUGUAACACGUCUAGAUACGCGUCGGCUCCCUCUUGCAUCUCCCGAAGAUAGAGUCGCUAUUCGGCGUAUAUUGAUGGGCAUGGAAGCAUCACCGGAUGAUGAAGACGACUCCGCAGAUCACAUAACCAUCCAGUUGUUCGACGAGAUAUUGCGGACAGAGGGAGGAGACGACGACAAUGGUCCUUUCGACACCGGGCUAUCGUGGCUUUCCGACGACACCGACUGGGACAGCGAGUCUAACUCCGACGACGCAAUGAUGGUGAUUGACAGCGAUGAGGGCUAG